AUGUCCCUUCUCCACGCCCUCGUCUCGCGCGGAACCACAAUUCUAGCUGAGCACGCCACCGGCGACAGCGUGCUCAAGCCAGCGGCCAAGAUUACUAUCCUCUCCAAGAUCCCGCCCAACAACUCAAAGCUGACCUACGUGUGGCAGGACCGGCUGAUUCAUUAUGUCUCAUCGGACGGGGUCAUCUACCUUGUUAUGGCGGACGACAGUGUCGGACGCCGCAUGCCCUUCGGCUUCCUGGCUGAGGUGGAGCGUCGCUUCACGGCCGAGUACUCGCCCGACGCAAUCUCGGCAGCGGGUGACCAUGGACUGGAUGACUUUGAGAGCGAGCUGGCCCGACUCAUGCACCAGUACACAGAGAACCCGCCAGCCGAUCCUCUCAAGCAGGCGCAGAGCGAUCUCAGCAACGUCAAGGACAUUAUGGUGCAGAACAUUGACUCGAUCCUGCAGCGCGGCGAGCGGCUUGACCUCCUCGUUGACAAGACGGACACGCUAGCCGGGCAGGCGUAUGCUUUCCGGCGCGGGGCGCGUUCGGUGCGCCGUCAGCAGUGGUGGAAGAAUACGCGCAUCACGGCUCUCACCGCUUUUGUCUGCGUGCUUCUUAUCUACCUCUUCAUUGCUCAGUUCUGCGGCGCGUCGCUCUCGCAUUGUGGCAGCUCCUAAUCCUUCUUCUUGUAUAGAGUUUUCAUUGUUGUACCAUGAUGUCGUAUGCACAUCCUGUCGUCUG
Cutaneotrichosporon oleaginosum is the source of this 727-nucleotide messenger RNA. RefSeq lists its product as uncharacterized. The record is from RefSeq and is a predicted model, not a curated record. Gene Ontology annotation, cellular component: membrane. Gene Ontology annotation, biological process: vesicle-mediated transport. Lineage: Eukaryota; Fungi; Basidiomycota; Tremellomycetes; Trichosporonales; Trichosporonaceae.